AGGUGGUGGCGGAAUUCGACGAUGUUGAGCCGGACGCGCUUUACGAUGUCCUACACGACCCCGAAUACCGAUCCGUGUGGGACACCCACAUGCUGGCCGCCGAGGACGCGGGACACAUCAACGUCAACAACGACGUCGGAUAUUACGCAAUGUCAUGCCCUGCUCCGCUCAAGAAUCGCGACUUCGUGCUGCAGCGCUCGUGGCUGGACACCGGAGAUGAGAAGAUGAUCCUCAACCACUCCGUGUACCAUAAAGACUACCCACCCAGGAAAGGGUUUGUCAGGGCGCUGUCGCUGCUGACUGGCUUCGUGGUGCGAUCGCGGCCGCAAGGGGGCAGCUGGCUAGGCUACGUGUCGCGCUCCGACCCGCGGGGGGCGCUGCCAGCGUGGCUGGUCAACAAGGUCACAGCUCAACUGGCGCCCCGUUUAGUCCAGCAGUUGCAUGCGGCAUCGCGCAAGUACCCCGGCUGGAAGGCUCUCACCGAACUCCCGUACCACAAGCCCUGGCGCCAUCCUGACCAAGUGCCAUCCUACAGGAUCUCUCUAGCUGAUUGCGUUGACCCCGACGCUCCGCCUCCACCAGAAGAACCGAAAGCCGACACUUCAAAGUCUAAGCUAGAAGUGCCUCGACCUAGGGAAAUAGAGAGUCACAGCGUCGAAGACUUAGGGGACAUAUCCUCAGAAUUCAGCGUAGAAGUGGAAGAAGAUAUGACAGACCUGACUUUGGACCCAACGAAGAAGCGCGGCAAGUUCUAUAAGCUGGUGAAGUCGAUGAAGAACAGACGGAAAAGCGUGCAGGUGGCGAAGAGUGCCGACAACCUCAUUGAGGGGAAAUCGGAAGAGAAGCAGGAGAAGAAGAAAGGUUUCAAAUUCCAUCGCAGAUUCAGCCUCAGCAGAGGUAGGGAGGAUUGA
Molecule: messenger RNA, 911 nt
Organism: Chilo suppressalis (striped riceborer)
Lineage: Eukaryota; Metazoa; Arthropoda; Insecta; Lepidoptera; Crambidae
Source: the annotation of a GenBank genome assembly